ACAAGUCUUUCCGAAAGUCUUUCCCCCUCGAAGGACAAGGUUGCUCGCCGGCUCCGUCCAGACCACCGGCCGUCUGGCCUCUGCUUCGACGGCUGCCUGUUCGCAAAGUGCGGCCGUACGUUGGAGCGCGCGAACGUGCUUCUCCCCGCGGGAUCCGCUACCGUCCCGUCCAGCUCAACCGGCGAGCGAAGUAACGAGGAGGAAAUUGCGCGGGAAGAUCGAGUUUAGCGUGCGCGACUUACCGUCUGCGUGUGUGGGUGAAGCGUUCCGCUACGCCAUUCUGGGACAACGGUGGCGACAGCGUUGUCAGCGCGACUGCGCGGUUCUUGUUUCCCGAGUGCCUGUUUUUCGGAAAGUGCUCGCAGGCGACGCGGGUGUGUAUCUUCUACGCGUCCUGCCGUGUCUGUGUGUGUGUGUGUGCACGCGCGAUGACAUCUGGAAGAAAGGUCGUCCCCCGGAUGAUGAUGACUUGAUUGAUGCGGCGCGGAGCGCUGACUGCAGCCAAAAGAGGAGGGGCUUCUGCUGCUUCGCCGUCGGUUGCUUCUCGACGAAGUCGUCGCUUCGAGCAGACUCGCAAGCACGCAGGAGCCUAGGCGAGCCACUGCACUUGCAUCCGGCCCACCGUACAACUCACUCGACCGCUGACGCUGCGUCGUUUCCCGCCUACGCGUCGUCCUGGAUGUUCAAAGAUUACAUCGCGGUGUCGAAAUUGUAGUGCCGGACUCCCGUAAUACUGCCAAGACCGCGUGUCGCCGUGUGGAUUACGCGAAAGGUUCACUUCACAGAAGGGUUGGAUUGAAGACCUGCUUCAAGAUGUGUUCGAGCACACCCUUUACUACCUCUAGCGCUGUGAAUCAUUCAUGCUGUGUCGUGCGCCUCUACUCCAGGUGACAACUGAUGUUACGUCUGGACAUGUCGCCGCCACGUCCAUUGAGCCGAGAACAUUUUACUGAAUGCUGACGCUUCGUUGUACUUGUUAUGUCUUAUUCGCGUCGCACGGGUGUCGGGCUGUGGACGCAACGCUCAGAGUGUACGUUGACGCGUGAGUUUGGGAGCCGUUUAACGUCACCGCUCUUGGUUAUUUAUUCAGCGUCUGUUUUCUUGCCUCGUCACCAAAGACAUAUUUUUUCGCUCUCCAUAUUCUCUGCAGCUUAGAGUUUUCGAUUAUGUUGCCAGCUAUGAUUCUGGAAGAGUUCGCUAGACUACAAACCCGCCAUUUCUGAGCAACCUCUCUCUCUUGCACAGAGGGAAGUGACUGCAGAGAUCUUGCAAAACGUCAAGCAAUGCCAUGCCGAGCUGGACUCAAACAACGGUGCCAAAUAACUAAUGGGCCAAAUAACUAACGCGAGCGUGCUACCAAAGUAACCUGUGAUACCUUCUCUAAGCACUGCCCCCGUGCUCGUGUUGUGUAGUUUAGAACUACCACUCGCGUACGCGAAAUUGCUAGAAAGACGUCUUCUGAAUGCCCUCAUAGGAUGUGCACGUGUGAAAACGACCGGAAUCCUGCAAGAGGCGUCAACUACAUUUUCUUACUUUAAUCGCGCACGAAAAGAGCAACCCUCAUUCUCAAUUAAGCCUUCUCGAAAGGCUGCUCUACCACUCGCAAACGCACAGAAAGUUGCGUGCAGCUCCAAAGAGGAAUCCUCGCAUUUUGAAGAUCGGAUACCACCAUCCCAACACCACCAUGAUGGACAAACCGUUCAGGCGUCGCAAGUCCGGCCCACCUUGCGUCUCCUACCCGCUGUGGCCCGUGGGCAAGGGUCCCGUGCGAAUCAUAGUGGACGCCCCGACGCAGGCGUCCAAGCGAGCGUCCCGCUGGGCCCGGCGCGGAUCCGAGGCCUCGGUCGUCGUGCUCAACAAGGUGGUCCGCAGGGGCAAGGCCUUCUGCCGAAGCCUGACGCCCGAGCCGCGUCUGUCGGGGAGCGAGAGCCCCGAGCCCGAACCGUGGCACGGCUCGGCGUUCAGCUACGCGCCCGGCCACAGGGCCAAGUCACUGUCGCCGGCCAAACGUGUGUCUAAUGGCAACGGCCUGGUCAGCGAGUCCAGCGACCACUCUCUCGGAUCCACCGACGACGAACUGGACGAGCAGCCGUCGCCUCCUUACCGAUGCCAGCUGCUCGUGGAGGACGAGGACGGAGUGCGCGUGUCGCCCAGCCCGUCCCCACGCCACAGCCUCUCGUCGGCGGGGUCGGGAGCCUCGCAGGGAAGCACACGGGGCGAUGGAGGCAGCUCCAAAAAGCAAGAGCAAGGCGGCGUGGGCGGCGGCCUGGCCAAGCUGGCGCGGCUGCUCAUGCAGAAGGAGAAGGCGCCCGGCGAGCGAUCGCCCUCGGCCAGCAGCACGCUCCUGUCACCGCCGGGACCCGCGUCGUCCACGUCGUCCGUGUUCGACCCAGCCACGGGUUUCCCGGGCGUGCCGUCGACGCCCCUGCGCCGAUCGGCCAGCAUCGACAGCCUGCUGGACGCGACGGCGGCAGCCCACAGCCACCACCACCACCACUCGUCGUGCCUGACCGCCAACGGACAGGCGGACGAAGCAUCGUUCCAGACCACGCCGACGUCGGGCCAGACGGCCCGACCGGGGGCGCUGCCCAAUUCGCCCAGCGUCCCCAGUCGACUCGCCAAGGGUGUGCCAGGCCUGCGUCAGAGUAGUGUGGAACUGCUUCUCGACGGGUUCUCGUUGUCCAAGUCCGAGCGCAAGAAGCUCGAGAAACUCAACAAGUUCAACAUUGAUCUCCAGGCUCUGUUCGCCGCCGUCGAGCACCAUCACAUCGAACGGGCCCGCUCCAUCCUCGAGUCCAGCGACGUCGACGUCAACAGCGUGAACACGGACGGCUUCACGGCGCUCGACGUGGCCGUGCUGACGGGCGAGGCGUCGCUGGCCCGGCUGCUGCAGUCCCGCGGCGCCAGCGAGAGCCCCCGGUUCCCGACGGCCGAGGCCCGGGCCACCCAGCUGUCAGCGCUGCUGCGCGAGGCCCACCGGUGCGUCGACGACCUGGCCGGCUGCGUCGCCUCCGCGUCGGCCAACCAGGGGAGCCUGUCCAACGCGCUGCUCAAGGAGAAGGAGCGCCAACUGAGCCUAUGGAAAAGGCGCCUGGAGCUCAUCUCGGAGAUGAAGGCCGGUUUCGACGAGCUCCGGCCUCCGGACCCGCCCAGUCGGGUGACGCUCGAAGUGGUGGGAACCCAGUCGCUACGGGUGCGCAUUUCCGAGCCGCCGUUGGCCGCGGUGCAAGCCAGGGCCUUCGUCACCAAAUACAGAGUGGAAUGGUGCGACCGCGAGGACUUCGCCCUCGGCGUGGGCUCAAAGGAGCUGACCGACGUCCAGUUCCUGGAGUACGUCAUCCGGGACCUGGAGAAAGGCACGCCCUACUUCGUACGCGUGGCUGCCGGCAACGCCAAGGGCUUCAGCACGUACCAAACCUCGUGGCCACCCUGCGCCAGGCCAUCGAGUUGGCGCGACGUGGAGGACUGCUCGCCGCGGUGGACGGGCCGCAUCGACAGGCUCGACUCGCUCUUCCUGCAAGUCAUGGAGUCGAGGCCCCUGCACGGGUGCUCCGAGCUGCCGAAGAUCAACCCGUCCUCAGGCAUGGGCUCUGCGACGGCCUUCGGAGGGUCCGGAGAGCUGUACGACGUCACGCCCAUGCAGCAGAGGCGGCAAAUGCGCAAGAGCAUUCGUCAGCUGUUUGCGGCGGCGCCCAAGUUCCAGCGCACGCUGAAGCGGGGCGUGUACCUGGCGUGCCUGUUCUACAACGAGGACCGCAUCCUGGUCACCACCGAGGAGACGCUACCCAUUUUGGAGGUGGACGACUGCUACCCAGCCUCUUUCCAGACUGACUUCCACUGGCUCAUGAAGGUUGCGUGCACGUGGGACGAUGUGAAGACGCUCCGGCUGGACAUGGAGAAGAGUCACAGCUCGUCGAACGUGCACUUUCGCAGCAAGCUGCUGCAGACCGUCGAACAAAUGCAGUCUGCGCUGGGCGUACAAGACCUGGGCCAGGUCUACUACAAGCCGCUGCGAGACUACGAGGGCACGGCGGUCGUGUGCGUGGUCAAGUACGUGAGCGAGCCGAAGACGGUCAGCGCGCUGUCGGUGCGCUGGAUACCCCUGGCCAAGAUCCAGCGACGCAUGCCCAGCGUCAGCGACGGCGGGGAGCUGCCAUCGGCCGCCGAGAUGCUGGUCUCUUCCAUACAGGAGAUGAUGACGUACAACCAGACGAGCAGCAAGCCCCUGCCGCGGGGCCUCUACCUGGGAUACCUGAAACUCAAGAGCUCCAUGGACCUUAUCAGCAUCCUAGUGCCGUACCGGAACCCGAACGUCCUACCCCACUGCCGCAUCAGGGACAACCCACACGUCUCACGCGAGGAGUGGCAGUGGCUGAAGAGCCUCGGCGACCUGACCCACCAUUCGCCGCAGUCCGGCGACGAGCUUCGGCCCGAGGGCGCUUCUUCGGUGGCGCCGGACGCCGGCGGCGAGUCGUCGUCCGAGCGCAGGCCGCAGCCCGACGAGUCGCAGCUGCGCUUCCAGCGGGCCGUCUCGGCGGCCGCCAGGAGCCUCUUCGCGCAGCUGGAGGUGCCGCCCGAGCUCUACGACGCGCACAGGUUGUACGACGCCGAGGUGGUGGAGUUGGCGGAAGGGGUGAGCUUCCUGCUGGUGCUUCCGGCGGUGGAGAGCGUGUGCUCGGUGCCCGGCCAGCGGGACGAGCUCACCUCGCGCGCCGACUGCCUCGCCCUGCCGGUGCAGGUGUUCGAGGUGGUGCACCUGGGCACCUACCAGGCGCCCCUGAUCGCCCGAUACGCGCGCGUCUCGGCCAUGCUCGAGACGGACACGGUGCUCGCGCAGCACGCCAACCGAGAGGCUUUCUCGGCGCCCGAAGUGGCUGCAGCUCGGAGCCGGCUCACGCAGCUGCAGGACUUCCAGGCCCAGCUGGAACAGACGUGGCGCGGCAUGCGCUGGAUCAUGGACGCCCUCUCGUUCGCGCGCGACCGCUCGCUCAACGGGGGCCUCCCCAUGAGCGCCGUGUGGACGACGCCCGGCUCGACGGCGCCCUCUCCCACGUCGACGAGCCCCACGCGGCGGCGCCAGACGCAGCCGUCCAUCGUGCCUCCUUCGACGGUGUCCGCGCAGGCGCGGCGUGCCUCCCGCGUCGACGAUCUCAUCGACGCCAAGCUCUUCCUCACGGUGGGCGGUGUCAACGCCUCGGGAGGGUCGGGCGGCGCGUCCGUGGAGAUCAGGCGCUGCGCGUCUGCAUCUCGGUUGGUGCUGGAAAGGCCGCAGGACGACAUGGACGACAUCGAGGAGACGUCCUCGACCGAGGGGCGCGACGGUCCCACUGGCAACGUGUCGUUCGACGUCAACGACGAAGACGAAUAUGACGAGGAGAGCGCGGAAGACACCGUGAUGCCCACGGCGGCGCUGGCGCCCAGUGUCCUCAGGGUGUACGCCGCGUACGAGUCGGGUCUCCCGCCUGGCACUAGCAUCAAGCUCCACGUCACGCCCGAGACGACAGCCCGAGAAGUGGUCGAGCUCGUCGUGAGGCAGCUCAACACCGCCGUGGUCGCCAAGGGGAGGACGGGCCCGCUGUACGGUGACGAGAGGCUCGCGGACUUCUGCCUCGUCGCGGUAGUGGGUUCGCGCGAGCGCUGUCUGAGCGCGGAUUUCCAGCCGCUGAGCCUGCAGAAUCCUUGGACGAAGGGCAGGUUGUUUGUGAGGUUACGGAACUCGGAAGAAAUGUAGUGCACCCGCUCGACGGACCUUGCAGCGACAGUGGGAGCACAUGAAGUGCGCGUGUGCAGCUGUCACCUCUUGACUACCAAGAGCCAAGGACGUGGUUCCCGCAGGGCCACCUUCUCAGAUGUGACAUUGACUGCUGGCAGCUAAUGUUUGCCUGUGACAGUCACUAGGCUGAACUGGAGCACCACAUGUGCACAAAGUGCAGGGACAUUGCACAAGGCUGUAGUGAAAAUGAUGAUGACUGCAAAGUGUGUUGGUGCCACAGCAGAUUUGUGUCAGUGUAUGUCUAGACUGGAGGGCUUGGCAGCACGGCUUUCUGUUAGGGAGGACACAAAGCACUUCAGAAGGCUUAAAUUCAAGCCAAACACUUGAGCAGUGAGUUGUGAAGUUCGCAAGGGCGACUCCUAAUUUCAUGGGUUUACAAUGUAGUUAAAAGUCAAAGAAAGCCAGCAUGUCUCUGAGCACACCCUUGGACAAUGGGAAGUUCAGUGUCACAUUGGUGGAUAUUUUGGGACGUUUGGUUUGAGUUGUCGCUCCUAAUUUAUUUCAAAGUAUGUACGGAUCCUCAGUGGUGCUGGGCGCCAUGUUGUUUUCCUCUAAUUUAUUUUGAUUGUUGUCAUUCUGUGCUUGUUGUAAGUGUCAUUGUUGUAUCCCUUUCUGGUGUGAGACAGGCUGCCACAAAAGAGGCUAUGACAAAUGAGCUCAUGUGAUAGACGAUUGUUGAUUGUUCUGAAAAGUUUCGUAUGCCCUCAGAACUUGCUGAUUUUAGGUCACAUAGACAAAACAGUGAGCUUCAAAUAAUGAAACACACUUGACAUGGCAGACUCAGUGGCUGGGCAAGCAGCUUGAGCUGGGGUCUGGCUUUGGAAGUUUUCUCUAUAACUUGCGCAGGUCAAUAGCUGUAGUUGGUAAUGUAGAACCUGAAUAAUAGGCAUAUUAAGCAGGGAGCAAAGCAAAUCGCAACACAAGCAGUUCAAAGUUAGUGGGACAUGUAUAUCUCACAGUGUGAAAGUAUAAGAUCUGCAGAGAACACUUAGAGGUGCCUUAGUCGAAGUACUGUGCAUGGCUUCAUGAAUAUCACAAGGCCAAUUCAAAGUGCUGCUGUACCAUUGCCUGAAAGUGUGUACAUUGUCUCACUAUGGCAGUAUUACCUCCGUAAUAAUUUUCUGAGCUGCAUAACUUCUAAUGAAAUUAUCUAAGAUAACAUCAAAGAUAUGGCUCGGAAUAAAAAAUGUUAUUGUCUGUGCCACUUCCCAACAUUUCCAUUAAACUCAAGAUGAAGUUCAUGUGGGCUUGGCUUCUCAAGCAGCUCUAAAGCUACAAAUUUUUGCGCAGAUGUGUUGAACAUCGUACAACUUGAAGUGCAUAAUCUCGCACCCAGAAAAUUAUGGUAAUUAAAUUCACUUUUCUGUUUCAUGACUAAGGGAGAGCUUAUAGAAGGUUGCUUCAUUACAUGUGAAAGGCAGUGGUCAGAAACACAUUGCACACAGUAUGUGACAUGUUCAAGUUCAGUGCCUCCAGUGCAUGAAACUGUUUGAUGUGACAUAGUAAACAAUAGCUACGCAAAUACAUUGUCGCGAGAGCAGAAAAAGAUUAUUCUUGUGCUAGGAAGCUUUAAAUAGAAAGCAUCUGAGCAUACAAUAUUGAGGUAGCUUUGGCUGCCUGGACCAGUGUAAGUUCGAUCCAAGGCCCAUUUUCUCUGCAAGGGUUUCUACUGCCCCAAAGCAGUGUGGAUAUGAGUGGUACACCAAAACAUUGCUAGCACCCAUGCAAAAUUUACAUGCCAUGCUAUUGCUGGUAGGAGUUGCAGAGUAUGCACUAGUUACUGCAUCUGCUCUGAAUUAUGGAGCUAAAGGUAUGUGUGAUAAUUUGUGGUGGCAGCAGUACUCCAAAAGGCAUACUAAAGAAAACUACAGUUAAAACUCGAUCACGAAACCCUAUAUUGCAAAGUUUCCUAUAUAACAAAGAAAUUUCCAUUCCCCGGCAAAUACCUAUAAGGUUCCAUGUUGUCGUCAACCCGAAUGAAAGAAACUAUAGCUUGCAUUAAAUCCGAUUUAACGAUGGUUUUCCAGAAAUUAGUAAAAAAAAGCUGAGUUUUAUGUAAUUUUGAUGCAGAUAGGUUUUUCUUCGAGCGUGCACUCCAACGCUAUCGUGUUAAAACACCUACGCAUCCUAGUCACGGCCCUAGCUUUAUUUUGACGAGGCUGCACGCCGCACCCAUGCACAGAACAAUGGGCUCAACAGUCUAGCGUUCUUUCGUACCAGAAUGCGCUAGGGGCGGCGGUAUUUGGGUCCCCUCGCGGACUAUACACGGGCAGGCAUGGGUUAGCGGCAAAUACAAUGCUGCGGUACAUUUUGGGUGUCGCUAAGUUACAAUUUUAGAUUUCGGAAGACCGAAAAAUCUUACUCGAUAUUGCGAACUUCCUGAUUUAACGAAAUGAUUGGAGCGUGGUCGUCACUUCGCUAAAUCGCCUUUCAAAUGUAUCGCGUUAUAUUCGCAAAUUACACUUCAGGGGCACUAGGCAUGUCAGCCUGAUUAUGAUCUAAAGCCUCUCCAAGCCAAGAAACAUUCUAAACUAAGGUGUGUGCGAAAACCAUGUUAAGUAGCUCGGCAGGGCAGACGGUAGAUGUUAGCUCGGGUGGAAUCCAGUGAAAGAAGAGUCUGAAGUGAAGUAACCGAGACAGGCAUUGAAAUGGAACUGAAUGUCGAAUUCCCACACCUCUUUGCCAUAGUGAGACAAAUUUUUAUAGUGGCUGCUGGAAGCUGUUGAACUGCUUGUCGAUAAAAAAGGAUUACACUGCAUCUAAAAUUAAUGAAGGGCUCAGCCUGGAAAAAUGCUUGGAAAUUUUUUCGCAUGAUGGCAGAUGAACUACGAGGAUAAAUUGAAAUGUACAGAAAGAAAGUUGCUUGAAACACCUGUUACAUACAUUUGCAUUGGAAUGCAUUGCGCAAAAAUUCUGUAUCCGGUUUCUAAGUUUGGCAUAGUCCUAAGUUUACAUUUUGGAGCAUGAGUUAGCUUACCAUUAUAAAUGCAGGAAAACCUGCACACACGAGUAUGUAUUUCAGUCGUUUUCAAGUAUUUCAUAUUUGAACUUAUGCUGUUAGUACAGCGAUGCAUUCAAAUCUUUGACAACACACCACUAGGGCAACAAUUUGGGUGAAAAAUUCAAAAUGGGAAAGUUCAAGCUCAAUUUCUUUGCUUAGAAAUUGGGUCUUUUGCUGCAGACACAGAAAAUUCUUGAUAAGAGUCGAGGGAAAGCGAUAUCUUCUGCUGCAAAUUCUGAAACUAUCUCGAUGAAGGAAAAUGCCUUAACUAUUGUGCAGCAAAUUCGGAGCCAAUCUGGCCACAACAGAAAGGGAGCAAAGUACUGGCCAAGCACAGUGUUGCUUAGCUUGGCCGAUUUGACUAUAACUGACGUGUGCAGCGAGACAUGGCUAAUAGCCGCCAAAGAGAGAUCCAAGCACAGUCCUGAAUAUAUGCUCUACCAGCCUAAUUUCUUCUUUUUAGUAUCCCUACCGAUUGUUGUAAGCCACACUUGAGCAUAGUUGGUCCAGAUGUGAGGAGCUGGACAAAAUAGAGAAGGCAGAUGAGUGUAAAUGUGGCAGCCAUAGUCAGUGUGUCUUGUGAUAUGAUGUCUAUUUCCUAGGCUGCGGUAAUCGUGUUUCUGUGCCUGCAGUUGUAAAUUUCUCUCUCCAUAGAUUCCCGAAGCAAGGCACCCUGCUUCAUGCACUUUCCCAUGUUUGGUGUUUAGAAGCAAAACACUUGUAUGUUAUUGGCUUUGUGUUUUUCCCUUACUGGUACCAACUAGGACCUAAGAAAAAAAGAUUAAAUUGCACCCAGAUAUAUGAUAAACUGGAUCAGGUAGCAGCUGUUGCAAGCACCGUAACUGCAGCUGGUUUUGAUGCGUCUCAUAAAGUGCACGUGAAAUGGGUAUAGAACCUUGUGUUGUUACUUAGUAUGCUGCAUGCUGAGUGAUGCACAAUUCAAUCAAACCUUGCUGCAACUGCAAAAAAGAAACUGAUUUUCUGCUAGCAAUGUACAUUGAAUGCAGCUAAUAACUUCACACGGUUAGUUGCAAAUGAAUCAGAUGUCUGAUUUACACUUAGUUAAAGAAAACAU
Dermacentor albipictus is the source of this 9849-nucleotide messenger RNA. It is a transcript of the gene wake, whose product is annotated as wide awake. The record is from RefSeq and is a predicted model, not a curated record. Gene Ontology annotation, cellular component: spindle. Gene Ontology annotation, molecular function: protein binding. NCBI's taxonomy places the organism in Eukaryota, Metazoa, Arthropoda, Arachnida, Ixodida, Ixodidae. Gene Ontology annotation, biological process: signal transduction; establishment of mitotic spindle orientation; regulation of establishment of bipolar cell polarity.